CCUCGCUGUUGCAAACAACGCUGAAUUCCCCAACUAAACGCAUACGCAACGCUAACGAAAGCAAACCACAUAAAGUUUAAUUCUGUAAAUUAAGAUAAUUUGCUAAAUAAAUUUUGAGCACAACAGAAUCUAUACAAAUUUUGUUAUUUACAAGCAAACAGUUUUCCUUCGGUGUUAAUAGAGAAGUGUGUAGAGUAUGUACUACCAUACAAGAGUGAUAAAGAAGUGAAAAAGCAAGCAAAAAAGCAAGCAAAAAAUUUUCAAGCCACGCUAACAUAUUGCACUACAAAUUCUGCGGAAACAAAUUCUUCUGCCAUACAACAAUAGCUUGGUGUUAAGAAGCUUUCAAUAACAACUUGCUGUCGCAACAACAGUUGGUGGAGAAACGCCGAGAUGCCUGCACUAAGUAACGGCAGAAACAUGGAUAUUGUUUUCAGUGAGGAGGAUGUGUCGGUGGCACAGGUGGGCAUUUAUGCGUCCAUAUCCUUCCUGGUGGUGACUGUUGUGGGUGCAUUGUUCUAUGUUUCGUGUUCGAAAAAAUAUCGACUCAAUUGGUUUGAGAAAAACUUACUCGAAUCGGCUGCAGAGACACAGGACACCGAACAGUGCACCGACCCGCUUGUAGCUGGCGCAGCAGGUUUUAAUGCGGACAACAUUAGCGAAUGUUCGCGAUCCCGUUCGAUUUGCAAGGGCAAUAUAAGCCCAACAUCUAUUAACACUGACGAUCCCACCUUCUGGGUACCACCGCCGCGCAAGACUGUGCAACAACAGGUUUCCACUUCGGCUGAAGAGUCCCCACCACCAACACCCACCUCACCAACGGGUAGUCUGAAAUCAAAUACUCUCUCGAUGUCUUCGACCAGUUCCGUGCCAAUAACGCGUUCGGAUAAACACGUCGUUUUGGGCAUGAAUCCCAGCAGGCCAAAGGUAGCGUCGAUGAGCGCGAAAUUGGAUCAUACAAAAAUCGACAUGUCUCUCUAUAGAAAUAACUCUCAGCAGAAGGGUUCCCCACAAGGUAGUGAUGACAUACGUGGCAAUAUACAUUUAAGUGUGGUCUAUGACACAAUAGCCGGUAUGCUCUCUGUACAUUUAAUAGAGGCACAAAAUUUGCUGCCACGCGACUUUAGCCGCACAGCGGAUCCAUAUGCUAAGGUGCGUCUGCUACCCGAAAAGAAGAAUUUCUGGCAAACGCGUAUACACAAGAAAACUUUGAAUCCCAUUUUCGAUGAGGAUUUCGUCUUUGAGGAGAAUCCAAGUGUAAUCGAUAAGCGCACAAUCGAGAUUUUGCUUUACGAUUUCGAUGCGUACUCACGUCACGUUUGUAUUGGAGGCGCACAAAUACCGUUAAACAGCGUGGAUCUGAACGAGAAAGUUGAGUUGUGGACACCAUUAGGCUCCUGUGCAGAGCAGGACAUGAAGGUGGAUUUGGGCGAUAUUAUGGUCUCGCUAUCAUUUUUGCAGUCAGCUGAACGCCUGACAGUGGUUUUGAUAAAAGCGCGAAAUUUACGCAUUAUAGAUGAUUCACGCAACUCAUCGGAUCCGUAUAUUAAAGUGGCUUUAAUUGCUGAUGGUAAGAAAAUCAAGAAGCGUAAAACUGGUGUCACACGCAACACCAUAAAUCCAGUGUAUAAUGAAGCCCUAACAUUUGAUGUUAACAAGGAGACCUUGAAGAAUUGUCUCAUUGAGUUUACGGUCGUUCACGAUGGAUUGUUGGGCUCCAGCGAAAUACUGGGACGCGCAGUCAUUGGCAACUCUGCAGAAGUGCGCCCCGAGGAACGUCAAUUCUUCGAACAAAUGUUUCGUUCUAAAAAUUCACUCGCCCAAUGGGUUCCACUGCAGGAAACCAGCAAUAUGCGAGCCAAUUUAGCCAGUGCACCAACCAAUGUGAAUUAAAUGUUAGAUAACAGAAGAAAUUGAUAGUUUAACAUGAAUUUAACAAACCGCUGUUAUUACAGAACAGAGAAUGUAAACUGAGCGAUGUUAAUGACAGGAAAUGUUGAUAAUGAGUCGGUUAAAAUUCACUGUUAUGACGCGUUGGAAUUUUUAAAUUAAUUAAAUGCAUAUGCUUUGUUUUUGUAGGUCUGCAGCUGCAGUUAAUUAGUUUCAAUUAUCCUAGUGAGCCCUUUUAAAUUGAAGAAAAGCUUAUUAAUUUUUUCAAUAUUAAGUGAUGAAAACUGCUGCGUUUGUGUUUAAUUUUAUAAAUGCAUGUUUUGUGUUCAGCUAAGGCACCUUUUAUAUACAAUGUUGGCAAAAAUAAUAGCAACACGCUGGUAUAUUUAUACAUAUAUUAGUUACAUUGUAUAUUUAAAUAACGAUUUUUUCACAAUAUUUCAGUAGACAUUUUUACGAAGGUUUUCUUUAUCUAAAUACUUGUAUACUUUAGUAUUAAAAAUACAAUUUACAGACUCUUUAUUGUACAUGUAUUUACGUAUAAAGAUAGUAUUAAUAUAUGUAUCGAUAAAAAAUGUUUUUUGUUUGUUUUUAUUUUAAACUUAAUGAAUUUUUUCAUCGUAUUAAAUAACAAAUUUCAAUUUUGUCGUAAAACAAAAAUUUGAAUUUGAACUAUUUACUAUAUAUGUGUGUAUGUAUGUACUCAUAUAUUGUAAUUAAUGUCACGGAUUGCAGGGAAAUGAAAAACUGAAUUAGCAUAGUUUCAAUUAUUACAAAAGUAUUAAUGUUAUA
Molecule: messenger RNA, 2682 nt
Organism: Zeugodacus cucurbitae (melon fly)
Lineage: Eukaryota; Metazoa; Arthropoda; Insecta; Diptera; Tephritidae
Product: synaptotagmin-1
Exons: 8
Coding region: 394-1893 (499 amino acids)
Biological process (GO): regulation of dopamine secretion; calcium-ion regulated exocytosis; cellular response to calcium ion
Molecular function (GO): calcium-dependent phospholipid binding; clathrin binding; syntaxin binding
Source: RefSeq, a predicted model, not a curated record